This is a messenger RNA of Phlebotomus argentipes, 874 nucleotides long. RefSeq lists its product as uncharacterized. Lineage: Eukaryota; Metazoa; Arthropoda; Insecta; Diptera; Psychodidae. The record is from RefSeq and is a predicted model, not a curated record. Bases 71 to 874 code for a protein of 267 amino acids. The transcript is spliced from 4 exons.
UUUGAAUGGUGCUUUCCUGUGUGUCUCUUGGCGUUUCUUGGUGGUUUCCCGGCUUUUCUCUCAGAAUACUAUGAAUUUCCACGAUUCCAUCAAAUCACUGGCUGCGCACUUGGCAAAGAUUGACGAGAACACUUAUACUGAUGAGGAUAUUCUGCUCGAAGACUCGAGAAAUCUCUGCAAUUCCUUGGAUGGACUGGGAAAUAAUGAGCACACCUUGGAUGAUCCCUCGGCGGCCGAACUCUUCAUUAAGCUACACCAGAUGCUGGAUUUCUGCUGCAAAGACUCCAAUAGUCUGAAUCAACUCCUAGGCAUUCUGAAGGAACUUGGGAACAAUCCUAAGAUCCGGAAACACCUACAGAAGAUGGACUUCAUUUCACUGUUGGCCAACUGUCUUCUAAAUAGAGAGAUGGAGGAAAAUAGUGAAAUUCUCUGCGUCUUGAACAAGCUCACAAAAGGUUUCCGGAUGGAAACUCCUGAAAUAUUUCUAAUCAGCCUCAUACCUUUCCUCGUGGACGGAAUAGUCGAGGCAGCCUUCGAUAGAUCGAAGAUCAGUCUGGCAAUUCUAGUGAAUUUAUGUCAAAGUCGACCGGGAAUUGAUAUUCUCUGCAAGUAUUGCAAUACGAAGAAUCUCACCAAGAAGAUUAUUACACAGGAAGGCUACGGACUCCUGGCUUUGAGGAUCCUCUAUGGCAUAGGAAUCUACUCGAGGGAUAAUAAGAUUUUCUGGAACACUUUACUGGCCAUCUUUAGAGAGAUCGACAAAUUAAUCAGUCAAGGAGACGCAGAAUCGUGCCAGGAAUGCUUUGAAUUUCUUCUGCAACUCACUGAUGAGCCUCUUGGAGAAUACUCAGAUCUCUUUAAUCAGCAUGAUUGA